This is a messenger RNA of Gongylonema pulchrum, 465 nucleotides long. The record is from the annotation of a GenBank genome assembly. Lineage: Eukaryota; Metazoa; Nematoda; Chromadorea; Rhabditida; Gongylonematidae.
AUGCCUACCAUUGGCGCAUUCAUUAUUCUUUUUGGAUACGUGCAGCAAAUAGAUGGCCACCCUGAUUCACUGCUGAUUCAUUACGUCACAGACCGACAGAAGCAGCAGCUACGCGGGAAUUCAACGAGCUCCGGUGCUGGUGAAGCGGCGUCGCACUGGGCGACCCUCAAAAUGAUGAUGGCCGAACGCGCAGCUCACUGCUUGGCCAAACUUGGCCUGGACGCUGCCGCAACUACCACCGCAACCACCACCACCACUACCAACACUUCCACCACAAACAGCAUACAGCCGGAAACAAGCGAAUCACAGAAUGUGAUAGCCAGCACGGAUUCAACAACUACCAUAUCCUCCACAACACCGAAUGACCUGGUCACUCCGUUCGGUCAUCAUCGAAGGUUCCGCUAUUUUUACCCAUUUCAGUCUCAAAAUCGAAAUGCCUCUGUGCAACCAAUGAAAGAACUAUAG